Messenger RNA from Protopolystoma xenopodis, 678 nucleotides. NCBI's taxonomy places the organism in Eukaryota, Metazoa, Platyhelminthes, Monogenea, Polystomatidea, Polystomatidae. The record is from the annotation of a GenBank genome assembly.
AUGGAGAGUCCGGAGCAGGUGGACGAUCUCAGGCUGCCGGACGAGCAGAGCUCCCAUGUGGAGAGGAGACGGUCCGUCUGCAGGGCCUGGCCCGACUGGUUGAUGGAUGAAUGGAUGCAGCAGCAGCAGCAAUUACUGGAGUAUUUGCAUCCUACCUACGCGCCUAAGGAUUCGGAGAAGGCUGUCUGCUACGACCCGUCCAUCUGGUUGUCGACUGGGGGGGGCUCUUUUGUCCUUGGAGCCGCCGACGUCCCCACCGUCGUCAUAGAGCCCGAAGACCAUUUCUCCGGCCGAGGCUUCCCAUUUGGAGAGGAGACCGUCCUUCCCCGAGCCUGGCCCGACUGGUUGAUGGAUGAAUGGAUGCAGCAGCAGCAGCAAUUACUGGAGUAUUUGCAUCCUGCCUACGCGCCUCAGGAUUCGGAGAAGGCUGUCUGCUACGACCCGUCCAUCUGGUUGUCGACUGGGUGGGGCUCUAUUGUCCUUGGAGCCACCGACGUGCCCACCGUCGUCAUGGAGCCCGGGGACCAUUUCUCCGGCCUAGGCUUCCCAGAGCGACGGACUUGUCUUCAUGGAGAGUCCGGAGCAGGUGGACGAUCUCAGUCUGCCGGACGAGCAGAGCUCCCAUGUGGAGAGGAGACCGUCCAUCUGCAGGGCCUGGCCCGACUGGUUGAUGGAUGA